Messenger RNA from Mauremys mutica (yellowpond turtle), 2334 nucleotides. RefSeq names its product Kruppel like factor 3 (gene KLF3). NCBI's taxonomy places the organism in Eukaryota, Metazoa, Chordata, Testudines, Geoemydidae. Gene Ontology annotation, molecular function: RNA polymerase II cis-regulatory region sequence-specific DNA binding; DNA-binding transcription factor activity, RNA polymerase II-specific. The record is from RefSeq and is a predicted model, not a curated record. The coding region runs from base 482 to 1528 and encodes 348 amino acids. The transcript is spliced from 7 exons. Gene Ontology annotation, biological process: regulation of transcription by RNA polymerase II.
CUCCGGGGGGCAGGGCGGGGGGAGCCGUGCGUGCCUGGCUGGGUGUGCGAGCCAGUGACUCGCCCCGGCCCCUCCAGCGCAGCCUCCACCCAGCGGGCUGGGAGCCGCCCUGGCCGCGCUCCCCUCCCUGACCCUCCCCUUACCCCGCCGGCCAAGGGAGCCUGGCAGAGCGAGCGGCGCCGGCGUCAUGUGACAGCGGAGACUAGUGCCAGGAGCCUGGGGGAGCCGAGCGAGCGCCCUCCCCUCGCCCAGAGACGCACGGCCACCGCGGAGCGCACAGCCUCAGCCGCAGGGAGCCGGGACGCGGGCCGGGUGCUUUGCUCUGCUUCACAGCCCCCAUCGCAGGGCUUCGGGCGGCGGCGGCGGAGGCCCCCCCCUGCCCUGCUGAGGAAAUACGAAUUGUAAGAAUUAUUUCAAGUGAACACACAAGCUAAUACUUUUGUCCAGGACGACACAGGCAUCAGAAGAUUUCACUGAAAAGAUGCUAAUGUUUGACCCAGUCCCUAUCAAACAAGAAGCCAUGGAACCUAUUUCAGUGUCAUACCAGUCCAAUUACAUGGACCAAAUGAAGCCAAACAAAUACAGUGUCAUUUAUCCUACCCCAAAUAUGUUGCACAAUAAAUUCUAUCAACCCCCAGAAGGACUAUCUAAUGGAAUCCAAAUGGAGCCAGUUGACCUUACAGUGAAUAAACGAAGCUCACCACAUUCAGCUGGAAGUUCUCCUUCUCCUCUGAAAUUUCAGACUAUACAUAGAAGAGCCUCACCUGGAUUAACUUUGUCCUCACCCAGCCCACCUAUGAAAAAAUUCACCCCACCACCUCCCCCAGGAGUUCAACCUUUUUCCAUGCCAUUAACAAUCCCUCCAGUAAUGGCUGCUCUUUCACGCCCUGGACUUAGGAGCCCUGGAAUACUUCCAAUUAUACAGCCACUUGUGGUCCAGCCUGUUCCUUUUAUGUAUGCUCCACAUCUCCAGCAACCUAUAAUGGUGUCUACUGUUCUUCCAGAAGAGUUGGAAAAUCCAAGUAGCAUGCCAGUGCCUGUAAUUGAAUCUUAUGAGAAGCCCACAUUAAAGAAAACAAUCAAAGUAGAACCAGGAAUUGAAUCGCCAAGGACCGAGUUCUAUCCUGAACAAAUGUCUCCUCCAAUGAUGACCUCCUUGUCUCCUCAGCAAAUAAUGUUGCAAGAGAAUCACCCUUCAGUUAUAGUUCAGCCGGGAAAGAGGCCUUUACCUGUGGAAUCUCCAGACACACAAAGGAAACGCAGAAUACACAGGUGUGAUUAUGAAGGUUGCAACAAGGUCUAUACUAAAAGCUCCCACCUAAAAGCUCACAGAAGAACGCAUACAGGUGAAAAGCCAUACAAGUGCACCUGGGAGGGAUGCACGUGGAAGUUUGCUCGUUCUGAUGAACUAACACGACAUUUCCGUAAACAUACCGGAAUCAAACCCUUCCAGUGCCCGGACUGUGACCGUAGUUUCUCACGCUCGGACCAUCUUGCUCUCCACAGGAAACGCCAUAUGCUAGUCUGAAUGUCUCUUGUCCCUCAACUGCCCAUCACACUUCCUUUUUUAUGUGUGCAUUUUAAUUUGGAUUCAGCUGGUCUGAAUCUCUACGCUUACGCAAUUAAAAACUUCCAUAUGGUCAGUAAUAGAUGUUAUCUAACCCUGCUAUUUCCUUGCCACGGGUCAGACCUAAAGAAUGUGAACAUUUUUUUUUCUAGGGAUGCUAAGCAAACCCUUCCUACAGACAGUAUGUGUAAUGUAUUCCUUUGUGAAUAAGGGAAUUUGUAAACUAGCAACUUUGUUAGUUUUGCCAUAUAAUCAGCCAGCAUAAAUUGAUCAACUAGUAAAUGUUAUUGAAUAUCCAGUCCUUGCCAGAGACUUUAUUUAUGAGCCCUGCAAAGGAUACUCUCCUUUUUGCUCAACAGUGCAAUGAAUGGACUUUCCAACAUUGCUGGUUACAGCAGCAUGUUUAAAGCAACACUUUUAGAAAGACACCUUCUCACUGUAGAAAUCCCCUCUGCCAAGACAGUGAAUGACACUGUAAUAACUAGCUAAGUAAAUGAAAGAUUAAGUGAUAGCUGAUUUGGUCUAAAUGAAUAGUAGUAUUUGAAGAAUCAGCAGCAGAAAUUGGUGUAUACACAUGAUUGUGCCUCUAAACCAACUUCACCUAUCUUUUGUAUUAUACUGUAGUACAUGAGCUUGUGUUUAUUGCAUGAUGCCUCGGUAGAUUCCUUAAGUGUGUGAUUCCUGUGUGACACUCUGUUUUGUGUGCAGCCGUAUAGGUGGAACACACGGUACUCCUAUGACAUGACAUGAAAUGAUUUUCACAGAGA